UCUAGGAACAGACAACAGACAAGGAACUGGAAGUGAAACUCAAAAGUUUAAAUAAACUAUGUCUACAGUGAGCCUACGUGGCCAUUAGUGAUUUUAGGUGGUACCAUGUUGUUCUAUCUCCUCUUCAUUUUUGUCUUUCUGUUGUGGCCAGCAGAGUCUUCAGAAGAUACCCUCACAGCAAAGGUUGGUCAGACUAUCCUUCUACCAUGUACCUAUGUGGUUAAGUCAGAGCCUGUGCAUAUGUGCUGGGGUAGACAAUGCAAUCUGCUAAGUUGUGGCCAAGUAGUUCUCAGAACUGAUGGACAGAAAGUGACAUAUAAGAAGGAAAAGAGAUACCAGCUAGAAGGUGAUCAACGCCGCGGGAAUGUGUCUCUCACAAUUGAGAAUGUGGCAGAAGCUGACAGUGGGGAAUAUUGCUGUAGGAUAGAAUUUCCAGGUCCACUUAAUGACCAAAAAACGUCCAUGAACUUAGUGGUCAAAUCAGUAGAGACAACCACCUUCAGACUUCAAACACAACAGACUUCAAGAACUGCCCAGUCUAACACCCCAAUGGAAUAUACUUUUUUCUCUGAGACUGGCUUUACCCACAUCACAGAAUUUUUGGAAAUAACGAGACCAGUUACUAAGUUACCAAAGACUGAAGACAUCAGAAGAAUUGGAAUAUAUAGUGGUGUUAGCAUCAUUUUGUUACUAGUCUUAUUUCUUGCCAUUGUUGUCUUAAUUCUCAAAAGAAAUUCCUAUAAGAAAAAGAAGUUGCAGAAGCCCAGUGAAAUCUCCAAGUCAAAUCCACUCCCCAAAAACCUAAGAGAGAUAGCAGAAGAGAGAUUUAGAGUUGAAGAAAAUGUGUAUGGCAUGGAAGAGCACAUUUAUGAAAGUCAGGAUAUGUGAAUAUUCAAGAGUAGCAUCAGGACUUCAGAAGCCAGAAGUGACUCCAAUGACCUCCUCGAUUGUCUUAUUUCAAGUGUACUGAUCAACUUUAGGUGACCAUGCCAUCCCACUGCUCAAACAUCUUUAAUUGGCCCAUGUUUCAUAUAGGACAAAAUACAAAUGAUCAAGUCUGAAAUUUAAGCCCUCCACAAUCAGGCUCCAACUCACCUUUCUAAAUUUAUUUCACAUUGUUUUCCCUUUGUGCACUCUCCGAUUCUACCAAAUUGGUCUACUAACUGUUCCUUGAACUUAAUAUCCCAUCUCCCAUCUCUAUAUCUGUGCAUCUUCUGUGUCUGGAGUGUGUAGAGGGCUUCAUUUCCAUCAAGGUAGGACUCAGGUGUGACUUCUAUCAAGUCUUCUCUGAUUCCCUCUGAGUUUCCCUUAUUCCUAUUCCCAUUUGGUGCUUUCUGACUUCUCAGACUAUCUUGUUUUAACUUCUCUGUAUAUACAUCUAUUCCUUAAUAGAAGGUAAGCUCCUUAAAGCGCAGGGACCUAUUUCUGCUUCUGUCUUGUUUUUGUCUUUGUAUUUCUACAUACAGUGCUGUGCCUUGUAGAUGGUGGGUGGGUAUUUAAUAAAUUUUUUUACUUAUCUGUCAUAUUUGUCAAAUCAAAUCAAAUCAGUCAAUCCUUAAAGACAUUAAUUCAGAUUAUUCACUGGAAGGUCAAAUACUGAAGCUGAAGCUUAAAUACUUUGGUCACAUAAUGAACAGGCAGGAUCCAUUGGAAAAGCUCCUGAUGUUGGGAAAGACUGGAGGCAAAAGGAAAAGGAGAGGGCAGAGGAUGAGAUGAUUAGAGGCUGUCAUGGGAACAAUGAAGAUGAACCUGGACUUUGAGAGAUAGUGGAGGAUAGAAAGGCCUGGCGUGCUAUGGUCCAUGGGGUCAUUAAGAGUCAGGCACAACUCAACAACUGAACAACAAUACAUUUUAUAAAAAUUGUGUUGAAUUGAAUUGGCAGUUAAGUAUGUAACAUCAUCAGGAAAGCAGAAAAUUCAUCCAAGAAGAAACCUGCACAUAGUAAAUACACUGUCUAGUAAAACAGUGGAAUAAUAGAACAAAAAUCCUUAUUUUGCAUGAAAUUAGCUUUCUAUGAAUGAGGUUUAAUAUCUUCAGUACUUCAUGCAAUCGGACGGAUGAUCAAAAUUUUCCUACUAACUCUAAAAACUCUUAGAUAUUUGUUUCCUCAUCUCUUUUGCCACACAUUUUUCAUCUAUGACCAUAGCACUUGUCUUGAAGAUAAACGUCAAUCGUUAUAUUUAUUACGACACAAGGAGUAAGUUGAUGAGAUUAGAAUGGGCUGACCGGAAUCCUAGGUGAUUCUAGAAAAUAACAGAAAUCCUGCAAAUAGCCUUAAAAAAAUGUUUAAGGAGCAGCUAAGUAGCAAGUAGAUAAGAGUAUAAGGCCUGGAAUUGGGAGGACCCAUGUUCAAAUCUGAUCUCAGACAUUUUCUAGCUCUGUGAUCCUAAUUGGGUCACUUAAUCCUGACUGUCUAGCCCUUAUUGUUCAUAUGUCUUAGAUUUAAUACUAAGAGAGAAGAUAAGGGGAUUAAAAAUGUUAUUAUUAUUAAUUCUUUUUUGCUAUUCUGAAGGUGACAAACACCAACUGGGUAUCUCUAAGCCAUGCUGCCUCUUCUCUGGCCUCAUUGUAACUCAGAUCCCUCCUUUUAUCUCCCACCCCCAAACUAGACUCUGGGCUCUGACUCCAGAGCUGAUAGCUGAUUCUGGGCCUACUCACCACUUCCUGGUUAUCUGUGCUUUUUCCUUUUAGAAUGUAGACUCCAUAGAAGGAGGGAGAAGGAGAAAGAGAGAGAGAGACAGAGACAGAGAGAAAGAAAAUGAAGAGUGGAAGACAAUAGCAAGGUUGGAAACUAGAAGGAUGUUGGAACCCUCAAAUGGUGGAUUUUGUGGGAAAGAUAAAUGAAAUGAUCUGAGAUCCAAUAAUAAUUCAUUUAGAUUUUUCAUCCUGUAGGGCUCACUCCACUGAAAAUGAAAAAUAUAUUUGGGGGUAGGUAUGAGUACAUGGGGGAGGUCACAUUAGGAUCAUACUCACCAGUGACUUAGGCAGAGUGCAGUCUACUCUCUGACAGAGGGUCCCUCCCACAACCAUUGGGUGCUCUAGGGGCCAGUAGGUGGAUUUCUUGUGAGGGGAGGGUUGUGGAAUUUCUCCAGUGGUUGCUCAUAUAGUCACUACAGGGAAUGCUGAAGUAGUGGUUAGAUAAUCAUCGCCCAGAAGAGCCUAUACCCAGCACAGGAGGUUGGAGUUGGAGGAGAUGGGAGCUUGCACAAGAGGAGGAAGAAGAGACUGGCCUCAUGUUUGGCUGGCCACUGUUGGCUUUUGAGGGGAUAUAAUCCAUCUUAUUACUCUCAGACUAGUAAUAUGCCCUCUGUAGUCUGACCAUAGAGUCCCCAUUCUGGAGACCACUGGUCUAGAUGACUUCUCAGGUUCUUUUCAACUUUCAGUUUAUGAUUCUAUUAUUGAAGUCAUCAUUGUUUUGUGUGGAACUGGGCAGCUGGGUAGACUGGAGUAUGGAGUUUAUAGGGCCUGUAGUCAGGAAGACCAGAGUUGAAAUAUGGCCAGAGAUACUUAUUAGUUGUGUGAACCAAGGCAAGUCACUUAACCUCUGCCUCAGUUACCUCAUUUGUAAAAUGAGGAUAAUAUCUAUCUUCCUUGCUUGCUGAGAGGAUAAAAUGAGGUAAUAAUUGUAAGAUGCUUAGCACAGUGCCUGACAUUCAUUUGUGCUCCAUAAAUGCUAGCAAUUAUUACUAUAAUUAUUAUUGUUGGUCCCAGUGGUCCAACAUGUAAAACAUGAAUGACUUGAUUUAUAUGAACAAUGACAAUAUCCUAUAUGAUGUGUGGAGAGUUGGGACACUCUGUGAACAGGAUCUAUUGUGUAGAUAUGAAGAAAGGCAAAUUAAAAAUUAGGAGAUCUGUGAUUUCAUUUGUGUAAUAUCUUCUUUUUCUUUAUAUAUAGAAAUUCUUGUUUUGUUUGGAUUUGUAAACAUUUGGAAUAAUAAAAAGCUUUUAAAAUUAAAAGAAUUAAACAAUUUUCAACUAG
Molecule: messenger RNA, 3979 nt
Organism: Monodelphis domestica (gray short-tailed opossum)
Lineage: Eukaryota; Metazoa; Chordata; Mammalia; Didelphimorphia; Didelphidae
Product: hepatitis A virus cellular receptor 2 homolog
Biological process (GO): regulation of transcription by RNA polymerase II
Cellular component (GO): mediator complex
Source: RefSeq, a predicted model, not a curated record